Danio aesculapii is the source of this 5433-nucleotide messenger RNA. RefSeq names its product Ca2+-dependent activator protein for secretion b (gene cadpsb). Gene Ontology annotation, cellular component: glutamatergic synapse. The record is from RefSeq and is a predicted model, not a curated record. The coding region runs from base 235 to 4260 and encodes 1341 amino acids. The transcript has 30 exons. NCBI's taxonomy places the organism in Eukaryota, Metazoa, Chordata, Actinopteri, Cypriniformes, Danionidae. Gene Ontology annotation, biological process: synaptic vesicle exocytosis; dense core granule exocytosis; positive regulation of exocytosis.
CGGAGGCACAGCACGGAACACGUAUGCAGCAGCAGCAGCAUCUUCUCUCUGGACGUCUGAAGAGAUUUUAGUGUCUGCUUCCGCACCCGAAGUGUUUCAGGAUAUUAGAUAUUCACCCACAUUCGAGCAGCCCUCUGAAUGCCGAGCGCGACGUCAACAAACUGAUAGAUUUCCGCGCCGUAAACAUCUCAUCGUGCGUUUAAUUCGCUUGUGCGGUUAGGCGAGAGCAAAAAAAUGUUGGAUCCAUCCUCCAGCGAAGAGGAAUCAGACGGGAUAGUGGAGGAGGAAAGCCGAGAGGUGAUGGCACCUCAGUCCGGCUCCUCUCGCAUCUCCCCCAGCAGGACCAGCGAGAGCUCCGACAGGCUUCAGCCCUCCAGCCGAGGCUCCAGCGCGCGACCGACCAGCCCGAGCCCAUCGGCCGCCAGCGAGGAGAAGGAGGACGUGGAGAAGCUGCAGAGGGAAGAGGAGGAACGGAAGAAGAAGCUGCAACUCUACGUCUUUGUGAUGAGAUGCAUCGCCUACCCUUUUAACGCCAAGCAGCCGACCGACAUGGCAAGGCGACAGCUGAAGAUUACCAAGCAGCAGCUGCAGACGACCAAGGACCGCUUCGAGUCUUUUCUGAAAGGAGACACACAGAUUGUGGCGGAUGAGGCCUUCAUCAAUGCCGUUCAGAGCUAUUUUGAGGUUUUUCUCAAAAGUGACCGUGUUGCUAAGAUGGUCCAGACGGGAGGCUUAUCCGCUCUGGACUGUCGCGAGGUGUUCAAGCGCCACAUCGAGAAGCGUGUCCGGAGUCUGCCAGAGAUCGAUGGUCUGAGCAAAGAGACCGUGCUGAGCUCCUGGAUGGCCAAGUUUGACACAAUCUACCGUGGAGAUGAAGACCCACGCAAAGCCCAGCAGCGCAUGACAGCCAGCGCCGCAUCCGAGCUCAUCCUGAGCAAAGACCAGCUCUACGAGAUGUUCCAGCAGAUCCUGGGCAUCAAGAAGUUUGAGCACCAGCUGCUCUACCAGGCUUGCCAGUUGGAUAAUCUGGACGAGCAGGCCGCUCAGAUCAGGAGAGAGCUGGACGGCCGUCUGCAGAUGGCUGAUCAGAUUGCCCGGGCUGGCAAGUUCCUGAAGUUCGUGUCGAAGGAGAUGGAGGCGAUGUACAUCGAGGAGCUGAAGAGCUCAGUCAACCAGCUGAUGGCCAAUCUGGAGAGCAUGCCGGUCUCCAAGGGCGGAGAGUUCAAGCUGCAGAAGCUCAAGAGGGGACACAACACCUCCAUCAUUGAUAUGGGCCAGGAAGAUGAAAACCAGCUGUCCAAGUCUGAUGUUGUGCUGUCGUUCACACUCGAGGUGGUGAUUAUGGAGGUUCAGGGGUUGAAGUCGCUGGCUCCCAAUCGCAUUGUGUACUGUACGAUGGAGGUGGAGGGUGGACAGAAGCUACAGACGGACCAGGCCGAGGCUUCCAAACCAACCUGGGGAACUCAAGGAGACUUCACCACCACACAUCCUCUGCCUGCAGUCAAGGUGAAGCUUUUCACAGAGAGCACUGGUGUUCUGGCCCUGGAGGACAAGGAGCUCGGCCGGGUGGUUCUUCACCCGACUCCAAACAGCCCGAAGCAGGCAGAGCUCCACAAGAUGACUGUCACCAAGGCCUGUCCUGAUCAAGAUCUGAAGAUCAAACUCGCCGUUCGCAUGGACAAGCCUCAGAACAUGAAGGCUUGUGGGUAUUUAUGGGCUGUUGGCAAAAAUGUCUGGAAACGCUGGAAGAAGCGCUUCUUUGUCUUGGUCCAGGUAAGUCAGUAUACCUUCGCCAUGUGCAGCUAUCGAGAGAAGAAGUCAGAGCCACAGGAGCUGCUGCAAUUAGAUGGCUAUACCGUGGACUACACCGACCCACAGCCAGGUCUGGAUGGAGGUCGAGCUUUCUUCAAUGCAGUAAAGGAGGGAGACACUGUGAUCUUUGCCAGUGAUGAUGAGCAGGACCGCAUCCUAUGGGUGCAGGCCAUGUAUCGAGCGACUGGCCAAUCACAUAAACCCGUCCCGCCCACCCAGGUCCAGAAACUCAAUUCAAAGGGCAAAGCUGCGGCACAGAUGGACGCCCCCAUCUCUCAGUUCUAUGCUGACAGGGCACAGAAGCACGGCAUGGAUGAGUUUAUCUCAGCUAACCCAUGUAGCUUUGAUCAUGCCUCAUUGUUCGAGAUGAUGCAGAGGCUCACGCUGGACCACAGGCUCAAUGACAACUUUGCAUGUCUGGGCUGGUUUAGCCCAGGUCAGGUGUUUGUUCUGGAUGAGUACUGCGCCAGGAAUGGGGUGAGAGGAUGCCAUAGACAUCUGUGUUAUCUUGGAGACCUGCUGGAGCGGGCAGAUGUCGGGCACAUGAUCGACCCCACGCUGCUGCACUACAGCUUCGCUUUCUGUGCCUCCCAUGUUCAUGGAAACAGGCCGGAUGGUCUUGGAACAGUAACGGUGGAGGAGAAAGAGCGGUUUGAGGAAAUCAAAGAGCGAUUACGUGUCCUUCUGGAGAACCAGAUCACAAACUUUAGGUAUUGCUUUCCAUUCGGUCGCCCUGAGGGAGCAUUGAAAGCCACUCUGUCUUUGCUGGAGAGGGUGCUUAUGAAGGACAUUGUGACCCCCGUGCCGCAGGAAGAAGUCAAGGCUGUCAUUCGUAAAUGCCUAGAGCAAGCAGCUCAAAUUAACUACCAGCGCAUCACUGACUACGCCAGAGUGGAAGGAAAAAAGAGGGAAAUGUAUGAUCAUCCUGUCUACUCCUUGGCUUCACAAGUGAUGGAUUUAACCAUCCAGAAUGUAGCUAACCUAGCUACGCCUGCUAAAAAACUGGAGCAUGUCAUCCGCCUGGCAGAGUUAGUCAUUGAGGUUCUACAUCAGAACCAGGAUCAUCACGCAGAGGCUGCGGUCACAAGUACAGGAGACCAAUCGGCCUUUGCAUGGUGGUCAGAUCUGAUGGUGGAGCACGCUGAGAACUUCCUGUCACUCUACGGUGUUGAAAUGGAUGCUGCCCUCGAGAUUCAGUCUCCUGAGAGCUGGGACAGUUUCCCGCUCUUUCAACUUCUAAACGAUUUCCUUCGUACCGACUAUCACCUGUGUAACGGAAAGUUUCACAAGCAUCUGCAGGACCUGUACGCUCCACUUGUGGUGCGAUAUGUGGAUCUUAUGGAGUCCUCGAUCGCUCAGUCCAUUCACAGGGGAUUUGAGAGGGAGUCAUGGGAGCCUGUAAAGAGUUUAACAAGUAAUCUGCCCAAUGUGAAUCUACCAAAUGUGAACCUCCAAAUUCCCAAAGUACCAAAUCUUCCCGUGCCAGUAGCAGGACUAUCUGUUAACCUUCCACAAAUGCCUAGCUUUUCCACUCCGUCCUGGAUGGCUGCUAUUUAUGACUCUGACAAUGGCUCGGGAACAUCAGAAGAUCUGUUCUGGAAGUUAGAUGCCCUACAGACCUUCAUCAGGGACCUACACUGGCCAGAAGAAGAAUUUGCCAAACACUUGGACAACCGUAUGAAGCUCAUGUCAAGUGACAUGAUUGAGACAAGCGUUAAACGCACGAGGGGAGCAUUUGAAUCAAAGCUGACCAAAAGCAGCCGCUCCACAGACUUCCGCAUCCCACUGUCCUUAUGCACCAUGUUCAAUGUGAUGGUGGAUGCCAAGGACCAGUCUGCUAAACUCUGUGCCAUGGAAAUGGGCCAGGAGAAACAGUAUCAUUCUCAAAUCGAUGAACUUAUCGAAGAGAGUGUAAAAGACAUGAUUGCCCUUUUGGUGGCGAAGUUUGUGGUCAUUCUGGAGAGCGUACUUGCCAAGAUCUCCAGGUAUGAUGAAGGAACACUCUUCUCCUCUUUCCUCUCCUUCACGGUGAAAGCAGCAUCAAAAUAUGUGGAUGUCCCUAAACCAGGGAUGGACGUUGCGGACGGCUAUGUGACCUUUGUCCGUCACUCUCAGGACAUUCUGAGAGAUAAGGUCAAUGAGGAGGUGUAUAUAGAGAGAUUAUUUGAUCAAUGGUAUACAGCCACUAUGAAUCUGCUGGCGACCUGGCUGACUGAACGCAUGGACCAACAGCUUCAUGUCUAUCAACUCAAAAUCCUCAUCAGGAUUGUAAAGAAGAAAUACCGGGAUUUUAGGCUGCAGGGCGUGCUUGACUCGACGCUGAACAGCAAGUCGUACGACACGGUACGGAACCGGCUAACGCUGGAAGAAGCCACUGCCUCGGUCAGAGAGGGAGGCAUGCAGGGCAUCUCCAUGAAGGACAGCGAUGAGGAGGACGAGGAAGACUAAAGGAGCAUCGAGCCAUCCGGUGCCAACCACCACCCUGAACCUAACCCGUCUAUCCAACCCUACCCCACCCCAACACUUUAAACUUAGCCUGAUAACGUAAGAUGCAUGUAACAACUCUGAUUACCCAGUUAGCCACUUUAGGACCCCCUCCCUCCCCAUCAGCUCGAGUUGCCCACAAACAAAGCUAAAAAAAACAAUAAGAAUCAAAUAAUUGUACUAACGAAGAGUAUAAAAAGAAUGUCGCAAAGACCACGAUUGGCAAUUUUAGCUGUGUCAUAACAUAAUAAAGAACAACGAACUAGCACCGACUUUUUCAACUCAUUUAUUUGAGGAAUUUGUUUCUAUGUGUUCCUAAGCAAUAUGGAGUACCAUUUGUUUGAUAAUGUCGAGUGAGAUUAUUAGGUGUGUCCCUGUCCAAUGCGAUAACAUAUAUGGCGCUUCUUUGACGUACUCUUACAUACAUUAAUGGUACAUUGUUGUGAAGAUGAGUGUAUGGACCCUUUUCUUUGUCUUGUCUGUUUUUAAAGUGGAUGCCAACUGCUUCGAAACUAAAAACGAACCUCUGUAUUUCAGUUCAAACUGUUAACUGUAAAUGUCUUCUGUGUCUGCACACUUCCAUCGUACUCUUUUCCUUAUUUGUGUCGAGGCUCUGUGGCCCUAUUUGUUGCGAAAUAUCCAACUAGGCAUUGUCUCACAGGCAUCUCAAAAUGAAAAUGAAUUGGUAUUCUAGAAAUGCAAUAUCGUCAUACCUCCGUUUUGAUAUCUCAUUGGAGACGUCUUUUGAUUAGAUGUCGCAAAAUGACAAGGAAAACGGCUAUAUUUUUUGGUUGAGUUCUACACUUCUACUGAGGAUCUCCCUCUCUCUAUCUCUCGAUCUCUCUUUUUUAAGUUUGUAUGUCCGAUUAAAGUCAUUCUCUUUAUGUUAGUAGGUCUGUCGAAAAUGCUAUGUGCCAUUUUUUGGGGUCUCACUUUUGGUUUUGUAUAUAUAAUGCUGUACAUUGCAUUCUGAGCCAUUGCUGCAUGCCUGUGGGAUCCACCUUCUCCAAAAGCUUUUUUGUUUUUCUUUGUCGAUUAGCUGGUGGAUUCAUUCUUGCGUUUGCCUUAUCAAAGCCAACAGUUGUAAUAUGCAAGAGCUGUGGCCUCUCAAUAAAGAUAACAUGAUGUACUAAUAUA